GAUAACAUUCAUAGCAUUAAAAAUGGGCUUAACCCAAGGUACCUAAACUAUAGGGUUCCGAAUUGUCUCCUCCUCUAUCUAUCUUUCACCUAAUUGUACGUAAGCAAUUACAGGGAUUUACUCUUUAGUUAUGGUAUCGCUGCAUGAGAAUACACACAUCAAAGCAAAAAAGAAAGAGCGUAUUGGGACCUUAUUAUCAGUAUAAAGCUAAGGAAGGGUUCCCUAUACUUGACAUGUUAGAAGCCAGCUUAGUUACCCUCCCUCUCUCUCUCUCUCUCUCUCUCUCUCUUUCUCUUGCGUUCGAGCAAGUGCAACAGUAUCGCUCCAACCUAUAAAGAAUACCAACCUGCCCUAAUAUCCAUGAACUAAAUAAAAAAUUCUCAUCCCUUCUUUCAUAUCCGUCUAAGAAAAUCCUGGUCUGAUUUACUCUUUUUCUGUAUAUAACUAUAUAUAGAGCUCUGUACGUUGUAGCCAUAAGUAUUAUAAGGCAUCUUCCUCUAUUAUUAAAAAAAGAAAAUAUAUGGAUAAAGGGCAAAGCACAGUUAUUAGUGGGGGCUGUGUGCUGUUUAAGGUUUUGUUUGGGGCAAUUACAACGUUGGGUUUUGUCUGCCUUCUGUUAGUUGCAAUACUGCAAACUGAAGCAACCAAAAGCACAACAACCGUUCAAGCCGCUGCAAGUCUAAAACACGAAGCAGAUAUAGGAAGAGAGAGGCUUCUUUAUGACCCAGAUUUGGAUCUCAACUACAUGAUCAGCAAGAGAAAAAUUCCUAAUGGUCCUGAUCCCAUUCAUAACAGGGAACUCGAAACGACCUCCUGGCCGAGUUUAGUGAAGGGAUUGAAAAGGUUGAAGAGCAGAAGCACAAAAGAAGAGACAAGAAUCUGCCAUCUUGUAUGUAUUCUUUAGAAAUGGGAAUGUAAAUGCUCGUAAAUUUAUUUGAGAAUCCCAGCAUGCAACUCUUUUUUACUUGCACAAAACUGUAACCUAUAGGGUUGAUGUUGGAGUUAGUGUAAAGCUAAGGAAAUAGCUCUUAUCAAGCACAAACCCUCAAAAGAGAGAUUAGACUAAAGAGAAAGCUAGAGUGAGUAUAUAUGAAGAACAUGCAUAUGUGUAUAGGGAAAUUAAAGAAAUGUACGAAAGCCUUAUCUGUCAGGCAAUCAUAUUUGUGUAUGUUUUUGUUGUUUCAUGUUUGUAAUUUUCAUAUUUAAAUGAAAAGAGAGGAAGCAGCAGCCAGCCAGCCA
Molecule: messenger RNA, 1239 nt
Organism: Manihot esculenta (cassava)
Lineage: Eukaryota; Viridiplantae; Streptophyta; Magnoliopsida; Malpighiales; Euphorbiaceae
Product: CLAVATA3/ESR (CLE)-related protein 25
Exons: 2
Coding region: 521-904 (127 amino acids)
Source: RefSeq, a predicted model, not a curated record